This is a messenger RNA of Daphnia pulicaria, 1327 nucleotides long. RefSeq lists its product as uncharacterized. Gene Ontology annotation, molecular function: protein binding. NCBI's taxonomy places the organism in Eukaryota, Metazoa, Arthropoda, Branchiopoda, Diplostraca, Daphniidae. Bases 100 to 1116 code for a protein of 338 amino acids. The transcript is spliced from 3 exons. The record is from RefSeq and is a predicted model, not a curated record.
CACAAAAGGUAUUUCAACUAGAAAGUGGGUUUUUCUAUCGAUUGUUACGUGUCGCUUUUGUUACACAACGCUAUUGGAUUGAAGAAAAUCAAGUAAGAAAUGGCUCGUUUGUCAAUCUGUUUCGAUUUGAUGUUGAUUUUAAGUUGUGGGACAAUUUGUUCCUCUGCUCUUACCCCAUUUUCCUUGGAAGACAAACUGCAAGAAUUAGAAGUGAGACUAGAAGCCAAAAUUGAGUCUAAAAAUGCUCAACUUGAAGAAAAGGUGGCACAACUGGAGGUGCAACUUGAACUAAAUAAUGAACUAAGACUAGAUUUGGCAUUGAAAGUAAAACAAUUAGAGGCCAAAAAUGUCCAACUGGAAGAAAAAAUUGGAAAACUGGAGGCCAAAGUUGAACAACAAGAUUCGCUUUUUAAAACUUGUUUUUCACGAGAGAAAAAUGAACGCACAGCAGCAGCAACCGACUCUGUUUCAUUUAUCAAUAAUCAAUCGGAUGUUGCCAUCAACGGACUGCCGUCUUCGUGCGAGGAUCUCAAACUGAUUGGGCACACCCUGAACGGAUUUUAUUUCGUCAUGGGACCAGUGAAAAUGGAAUCCGUUUACUGCGAUUUCACUAAACUUCCUAGCGAUGCGGGUUUCCAGAAAUGGAUAGGAUACGCCGAUGUCAAAACGACGCCCGUCCAUUUCUACGUCCAGAGAAAUUCUUCGUUUUCCACCCAAGACACUCCGAUUCCGUUCGAGUUGGCGCGGGUGAACGAGGGAAACGCCAUGGAUUUGGCGUCGGGGAUAUUCACGGCACCGCGGCCGGGAAUUUAUUUCAUUUCUUUCGCGGGAGUGGCGCGUCUUUUUUCAUCUGUUGAUCAAGUUGAUUUUUAUUCUCGUCUUUACUUGAACGGGAAUCUAAUCGGGUCGAGUAAUGUUAACCAGAAUAACGUCCCCGUUUAUCUAUACAGUCCUGUGACCCUCCAGUUGACGCUGAAAUUGGAAAAAGGCGAUCGAAUCUGGGUGACGAUUAAUUAUUACGGCGAAUAUUCAUCCUCGUUUUUGUAUGAUGACGGUUCCCAUUCGACUCAUUUCACGGGUUUCAUGUUGGAGGAGGAAAUUGUGGCGUCCCUUUGAGGUUCAACUUCAUCGGCGACACGAAACAUUUUCGACCCGAACAUUUUUGUUUCAUGUCGACACGAAAUUUUGGGGAAGGAAAUUUUAAGGAGGAAAGGAAGAAAAUUCGUUCGACUCUAACUCAUUUAGGGGUAGACAUUUCUGUACCAAAAUUUGACUGUGAAUGCAAAAUUGCAAAUACUCUUACUGAAUACACAAACCAAAUUUGAAA